CGUCCAUCGUCUUCCCUGCAUUUUAGUUGAAGAUUAGAGGCAGCGUCUCCAUCUCAGUUCCUCUGUCUCUAUACCUUCGCUUUUAAUCAACACAAAUCUCCAUGGAUUACCUUAAUUUGAUUAUGAUGCCUUCAAAGAAACUUGCUCAGUUUAAUCCCCCAUUUCGUUUCUUUCUCAAACGUAUUACAGAAGACUAUUCCUCGUGGCAAUAUGCUUCCCUUCAGGAUUUUUCUUCUCACCUACCUCUUCUCUGCCUUCCGAUUAGUUCGACAAUACGUUUUCAGAUUUCAGAAAGAUGGCCAAAGAAGUGAGCUUCUGGAGAAUAAUCGAGUCGAUUAUAAAACCUCCGGAUUUUCGGAGAAGGGGAGUAAUGAAAUGGAAAUGGACAUGGAUGAUGAAAACAAUGGGAAAACGGGGAAUUCUGUUUUGUGCUCUGUUUCUGUGGAAACUAGCUCAUCCUUUAAAAUGAGAAAUUGUGAUUUUACUUGUGGAAGAAAAGAAUUUGACAUGGGUAAUGUUGAUUCUGCUCUUUCUUGCAUUCAACCCACAACUUUGGGUAUAGUUUCUAAGGGAAGAAAUUCAGGUAGCUUGAAAAGUAGUGGCGAAAUUAUUGAUGUUGACUCAAAAAAUAAUGCUUCCAAUGUGUUUGAUCAAUUGCCUGAACCAGAAGUUCAAGUGCUUUGGGAAGAUUAUCCCGUUUUGUCUGAUUCAGAAUCUGCUGGGGACUCAACCAAUGCCUCCCCAAAAAUCAAUCAUGAUCAGGUUGAUGAUUCAUCUUGCAAAGAGACCAAUACUGAGGAAAAUAAGCAACUUGACUCUCUCAAUAAUCUGGCUCAGAAAGAGGAAGAAUCUGUCAACGUUUCAGAGAAAUCAACAGAAACAAUUUUGCUGGAAAAGAACUCCAUUUUAAAUUAUGGUCACCGGUAUGAGCUAAACUAUCUACCAGAUCAUCAGGAUAUAGUACAUCAGCUUGAAAUGGAGCUGAAAAAUGCAAGAACUGGAGGGCUUCCAACAAUUUUUGAAGAGGAAACUGAGAAAGCAGAAACAAUUAAUGAAAAAUUUAAGUAUGAAGAAAUAAUGGGAGAGAUACAAAAGGUCUACAGGACUUAUGCAGAGAAAAUGUGGAAACUUGAUGUCUUAAACAAUCAGAGUAUGCAUGCCAUUGGUUUGCUGCAGCUGCAAUAUCCUCUGCAAUCAGUUUUGGCACAGAACUCAUAUAACGCCCCAAUAUGGUUGGGAAAAGCUCGGAGGCUGGGAGCUGAUCCAAGACUUGAAUUCGUAGAAGAUUUACUUAGGGACAUAGAACUGGUGUACGUAGGACAAGUUUGUCUUUCCUGGGAAAUUCUGCAAUGGCAGCUUAGGAAAUCCAUUGACCUGCAACGACAUGACUCGCAAGGCAUUCGUCAUUAUAACCAAGUUGCUAGUGAGUUCCAACUUUUUCAAGUUAUACUGAAAAGAUUCAUGGAGGAAGAAAGGUUUCAGGGCAACAGGGUUGAAAACUAUGUCCAAAACCGCUGUGUAUUUCAUUCUCUUCUGCUAGUUCCACCCGUCAAAGAUGAUGGUUCUGGUGAAGCUGAAGGAAGAGAAUGGGAACACGAGGAUGGCUUUUCCAGUAAUCUUGUAACAGAAAUCAUAGAGAAAUCAAUGUGGGUUUUCUAUGAAUUUCUUCUUUCUGAUAAAGAUGAUGUUAAAAGUAUCCUGAAAAUGAACAGAAAGCAUCAGAUUGAACUUCAAAAUAUAGAAAAUCCACAGCUUUUGCUGGUCAACAUACAAGCUCGGUUUCUGAAGGCAGAGAGAAAGCUGAAAAACCUUAUGAGAGGCAGCAAUAGAUGUUCUGUAGAGAAGUUGGGAAAACAAGAGGAAGCUGGACUGAGCUAUUCAUUAAUACUUCUUAUUGCUCAGGUUGACCUCAAAUUGAUUUCAAGAGUGCUGAGAAUGACAAGAUUGACUGUCAACCAAUUAUUAUGGUGCAAUGAAAAACUUGAUCAGCUUGCAUUUAUUAACCGAAAGCUAUCUCUAGGGUUUAGAUGGAUAUUCUCUCAGUUUCUGCACCAUUUUAUGGUGAGGAGGAAGCGUUUCCUUAAUCAGAGGAUGGGCCUUCAAUGCAUCCACCCAUGAGAAAAAAUCAGGGUUUCUUUUUGAGUCAAUUACAUCUCCAACAACCUCACGCAGUGCCAAAUAGUUGCAAGCAUUAGGCCCUACAACUAUAUCAAGAAGUCCCAAGUUUUUCCCUUGGUAAAAGGGAAACUUUCCAGGAAAAUAUUUCUUCAUUCCUUCUUCAAAUACCCUUAUCAGUUUUGAUUGUUCCUCAACAGCUCUCUCUCUUUCUUCUCCUUUGGAUUUGAGGAUGGGCAAGGCGCCUAAGAGAAUCUGAAUAUCAUAAAAACAGAGCAUUCCGUUGAAUUGUG
This is a messenger RNA of Benincasa hispida (wax gourd), 2408 nucleotides long. The record is from RefSeq and is a predicted model, not a curated record. NCBI's taxonomy places the organism in Eukaryota, Viridiplantae, Streptophyta, Magnoliopsida, Cucurbitales, Cucurbitaceae.